Messenger RNA from Erpetoichthys calabaricus (reedfish), 2211 nucleotides. RefSeq names its product proton activated chloride channel 1 (gene pacc1). The transcript has 8 exons. The coding region runs from base 209 to 1273 and encodes 354 amino acids. The record is from RefSeq and is a predicted model, not a curated record. NCBI's taxonomy places the organism in Eukaryota, Metazoa, Chordata, Cladistia, Polypteriformes, Polypteridae.
GGCGUCCUCGAGGUCGCCUAUUGGCUCUCUCCGAUUUGCCAGCCGUUCUCGCUGUCCCAGCGGUUUCCAUCCGCCUGCCGCUAUCCUGAACUCCGAAUAUGAGCAACACCACAAGUGUGCAGGCACCCUGACCCUCACUCGACAUCGCAGGGGGCGACGUUUAAAACUUUCUUCAGAGUGUUGAAGUGGCAUUCAGUACCUGGUGGGGAUGAUCAGGAAAGAAACCAACCGAUCUUACCAGGAGCUGAGUGAAGAAGCAGAAAGGGUUGCUGCUACUGAGCGCGAGCUACUAGACAAUUUGGAAGAGCUCGAUUCAGUGUGUGAGGACGGCAGCACUCGGCCAGCUGAGGAUGAUGAAGGAGGGAGCAGCAACCCUUCAUUACGAUUCAGUAAAGCAUGUCUGAAGAAUGUCUUCUCGGUGAUCCUUAUCUUCAUCUAUUUGCUCCUGAUGGCAGUCGCUGUGUUUCUAGCCUAUCAGACAAUCACGGACUUCAUGGAUAAACUCAAGCAUCCUGUAAUGUCCGUAACCUACAAAGAGGUUGACAGAUUUGAUGCUCCAGGGAUUGCUCUUUAUCUUGGUAAGGCCGAACCCCUAAGCUGUAAACAUCACUAUCAUGAUCACAUUCCUCCUCUGGAGAACCCAGGACAGCAGGGUGCGGUCGAAUGCCACACGGAACAAAUCAACUACACGGACCCCUUCACUAAUCACACCACGAAGCAAGCGUUGAUUGUCCGUGGACCUCGGGAAGUUAGGAAAAGGGAGCUGAUUUUUCUACAGUUUCUGCAAAACAAAACCGAAGAAGACUUCAGUGCUAUUAGCUACUUGCUCUUCUCAUCCUUCCAGGACUUUCUGUUAAGCCAAGAUAAAGCUCAGUUUAUGAAGAACUGUGAAAGCUCCUACUCCAUUUGGACUUUCUCUGGUGGAUUUCGAACCUGGGUGAAGAUGUCCUUGGUGAAGACGAUGGAGAAGGACGGCAGUAAGUCGGUCGAGUUUAGACAAGAGUCCAGCGUUGUAAAGUACAACGACAGAAGACCGGAAUUAGAAAAAACGGAUCAGCUGUUUUUUGUGGUUUUUGAGUGGAAGGAUCCCUUCAUCCAGGAAGUACAAGACAUCAUCACCGCGAAUGCUUGGAACACCAUCGCCAUUCUCUGUGGGGUCUUCCUGGCUUUAUUUAAGGCGGCCGACUUUGCAAAGCUAAGCAUAAAGUGGAUGAUCAAAGUCCGAAAGAGACAACUUAAACGCAGGACGCAGGAGAUGAAUCAUAUCGGCUGAAGAUGGGCCGGGAGUUUGUCUUCUCCAUUUCAAAGCCACGUGACGCUGAGCACUGCGUCGUCCUCUUCAGCAUAAGCUAAUGGGAAUCAAACCUCGAGACUGGUUUUAACAGGGGGUGCUGACAUUUGGUUUUAACUCAUAGAUGUUCAGUAACGUUACGUUUUAAGUUUUAUUUUCCUGAUUUUAAUCCAGUAGUUCAGUUCCCGAGUUCAUGCCCUGGACGAGUGUGGAGGAGAUGAGGGAGACGUAGAUUUGACUUUGCACAUUUCCUUCAGGCAGAACGUACAGAAUGAGAUAUGGAGACUCCUAAAAACAGGAGGGGGCAGAGGUCACCACGGGGGGGCUGCCAUGAUCACCGCUGGGCAUCGUGAAUUUGAUAACGCCGAUUACUCACACAAGUAGAAGCACUCGAGUUUAUUUUGCUUUUGUUUAAUAAGUUUAAGCGGAGGGACGAGAUCUCCGUCUCUGCAGGUGCAGAUUGAAUUUCAAGUAGUGGAUGAAAGGAAAAUGAAAGGGCAGAUGGGUAGAAGUCGAGGCAGUCAGUGCCGCGGCUUUGUGACUCGAUUAGGGAGGCAAACGAUUAACUCUGAAGCUUUGAGGCAAACGCUUCUGAAAACGCCUCGAGUUGUCGUGUGCCUAGUGGAGAUGCCGUGACCAUUUAAUGCGCAUUUCAGUUGUACUGACCUGUGGGUGUUUGUGGGUAAAAAUGCAAACGACCAGCUAUGGCGUCUUUCAUUCACACGAGAGGGCUGCAGAGAACAGGAAUACAUUUAAUCGUAGGUGGCUGCGUUUUAUGAGUCCACAAACGAAGGGCCCAUUUCUAUCCACUCCUGAUUUUAAGGCCUUAACAGUUUGACGAGCUGCACUGAACUAAUCCUUAGCUACCUCACCUUUACAUUUGGAAGUUCUCAAGCAUUUGUACAAUAAAUGUAACCAUG